GAAGCGCAUUAUUAAAGUCGGCGGAAGUUGUUGUGAAAUCUCAUGUUUUGCGCGCUCCUUGCGCUUCUGGAACUAUUCCGCACGAACUCAUUGCCAGCCUGAGCGAUUCUGCUAAUUAACGCCUGUCAGUAUGGAGCAGAACAACAGCCUACCUCCUUUCCCCCAAGGGCUGGCAUCUCCGCAGGGAGCCAUGACGCCUGGCCUGCCCAUUUUCAGUCCCAUGAUGCCGUACGGCACGGGUCUUACACCACAGCCAGUGCAGAACACCAACAGCUUGUCCCUCCUGGAGGAGCAGCAGCGACAGCAACAGCAGCAGCAACAACAACAAGCAGCCUCACAACAGCAGAGUGGGAUGGUGGGAGGUUCAGGCCAGACACCCCAGCUCUACCACUCGCAGGUCUCCACCACAACGGCACUGCCAGGCAACACGCCACUUUAUAACACACCACUUACCCCUAUGACCCCCAUCACUCCUGCCACACCGGCCUCAGAGAGCUCUGGUAUCGUCCCCCAGUUACAGAAUAUUGUGUCUACUGUAAACUUGGGGUGCAAACUUGACUUGAAGACGAUAGCACUUCGAGCCAGAAAUGCUGAAUAUAAUCCAAAGCGUUUUGCUGCCGUCAUCAUGAGAAUACGAGAACCCAGAACAACAGCGCUCAUCUUCAGCUCAGGGAAGAUGGUGUGCACAGGAGCGAAAAGUGAGGAACAGUCCCGAUUGGCAGCCAGAAAAUAUGCCAGAGUGGUGCAGAAGUUGGGUUUUCCUGCCAAAUUCUUAGACUUCAAAAUUCAGAACAUGGUCGGCAGCUGCGAUGUCAAGUUUCCCAUCCGAUUAGAGGGCCUGGUGCUUACACACCAGCAGUUUAGCAGCUAUGAACCGGAGUUAUUUCCAGGAUUAAUCUACAGAAUGAUCAAACCCAGAAUCGUACUUUUAAUAUUCGUUUCAGGAAAAGUUGUACUUACAGGUGCAAAGGUUAGAGGAGAAAUUUACGAAGCGUUUGAGAAUAUAUACCCUAUCCUGAAAGGAUUCAGGAAGACUACGUAAUCUUGUUCCGUUAUCGCUGGUGAAUUACUUCCUGAGCCCACCGGUAUGUCUGGGGUGACCUACUCGGGUUUUAUUUACUUUUGUAAGCCUGUAAAUAUGAAGGACACAUUUUCUUCACUCAGAAAGUGAACAGAUUUGAGGGUUAAAAAUGCUUUUUUCCCUUUUUAAAUGUUUUUCACCUGCCAUUUGGUUUUCAAAAUACUGUUUUAACUAUGUCCGAACAUUUUAAUGGUUUGAAUUCUUUUAUGGUUUUGUUAAAAUGUUAAUUUUAUACUUUUACACAUUCCCUUUAUUAGCAGGUUUUAUGUAUUGCAUUACUGAUUGUCUGUCAGUGAGAGGAAUCAGUCUGUAGAAAGCAAUGAUGAUGUUGAUCAGUGCAAGGGAACUCUUUUGUUUGGAGAAGUGCAUUUAGGUUAUUUUCCAACAAAGCUUUGGAAACAAGUUUGCGGAUCAUCGUUUGUUGAAGUCAUCAUGUGGAUUUGGCCUUUUAAGUUAGUUUUCAAAUGAGAUUGGUUGACAGAUCUAACGAUUUUAAUUGCCAUUUCUUUGCAUGAUGACUGUAGGUCUCUUAAUAGCCCCAUAUAAAGCACUGACAUCUUAAUUUAAUACUUUUGUCUAUGUAACUAAUUUACUUGGCUACAUUGAAUGCAAAUAAAUGUUUGCCAACUUCAGUCUAUUGCUGCAUUGUAAAGUAUUACCUCCGUGUAUGUUGUCUGUUUUUUUUUGUUUUUAAUAAUGGUAAUGAGAUUACAUCUUCAGUAGUGUUAUGAUGACAGUUUUUACAACAGAAAGGACUUUAAGUGAGGAGAAUCAGUAUUAGUGUGAGAUUAUUUUGGAUUUCAUACCAGAACUACACUAAUUAAACCAUAAGUAAUAGUAUUAUUACAACAAGGCAGGAAAUGGUGUUAAGAUGUUGACUUUAGAAAUUACAGGCUUUAUUUAAAACUGAUCUACGUCAACGUUUAUAUACUACCAUUCGAUCUAGGG
Messenger RNA from Sinocyclocheilus grahami, 2029 nucleotides. Its product is annotated as TATA-box-binding protein. The transcript has 8 exons. Lineage: Eukaryota; Metazoa; Chordata; Actinopteri; Cypriniformes; Cyprinidae. The coding region runs from base 131 to 1042 and encodes 303 amino acids. The record is from RefSeq and is a predicted model, not a curated record. Gene Ontology annotation, biological process: DNA-templated transcription initiation. Gene Ontology annotation, molecular function: DNA binding.